This is a messenger RNA of Psylliodes chrysocephalus, 1497 nucleotides long. NCBI's taxonomy places the organism in Eukaryota, Metazoa, Arthropoda, Insecta, Coleoptera, Chrysomelidae. The record is from the annotation of a GenBank genome assembly.
CUCUUCCACUUAAUCAGGAAAAUUAAUUGGUAAUCUUCAUCGUUUGCGUACUAAGCAAAAACAAAAUAUAAAGCAAUGUAAGUAAAUAGUUGGGUAACGUCUCAGAGUAGUCAGAUAUCGCAAAACAUUUGAUAAAUAAAGUCUUGUUACAGUUCCAUAAGCAUCAGUUUGAAAAGUAACAUUGUUCUUCGAGAAAGAAAAACGGAUAAAAGUUUUUUAAAAGUUUCUUGUGUGAUUAUGCACGACCGUAAAUUUGAGAAAAAAGAAAGUAUCAGUAUCAUUGAAGAUCAGAAAUUAGAGGUUUGGGAUAUUCAGCCCUCUACUAGCGCUAAGAAUUGUAGGAAUUUCAUAAGAGAAAUUGUUGACAACUUGGACUUGCAGCCUAAUCCAGAAAAGCCCGUAAUUGCGUUGUCUAUAGGCGAUCCUACAGUGUACGGAAACCUUAAGGCUGCAAAAGAAACAGUAGAAGCUGUCAAAGCCGUUCUCGAAGAUGGUCUCUUCAAUGGAUACGUCGCGAGUUCAGGUCAUCAGGACAGUAAAGAAGCUGUCGCGGAAUAUCUGUCCCAGAAUAACAACGUCGAAAUCGAUGAGAAAGACGUAAUUUUGUGCAGUGGAUGUUCUUCUUCGCUCGAACAUUGUAUCACGGUUUUGGCUGAUGGUGCCAAGAAUCACAAUAUUAUCAUUCCCAGACCUGGUUUUCCUAUAUAUAGGACUUUGGCUGAACAUAUUGGAGUUGAAGUCAGGUAUUACAAUUUGAUCCCGGAAAAUAAUUGGGAAGCCGACCUCGAUCAUCUCGAAUCCCAAAUAGAUGAAAAGACGGCUGCGAUCGUCCUCAAUAAUCCCUCAAAUCCUUGCGGAUCGAGUUUCAGCGAAGACCAUCUAAGGAAUAUACUCGAAAUAGCCUACAGAUAUCGCAUACCUGUGAUAGCGGACGAAAUAUAUGAAAAUUUAGUUUUUCCCGGAGAAAAAUUCAUUUCUACUGCAUCUUUAAAUUCUGGUGUACCCAUUCUUAUAUGUGGAGGAAUUGCUAAAAGAUUUUUGGUUCCUGGAUGGCGAUUGGGCUGGAUAAUUGUUCACGACGAAUUUGGAGUCCUCGGUAGCGUACGCAAAGCUUUAAAUUCCCUAACUCAAAGAAUUAUCGGUAGCAAUACUUUAAUUCAAGGAGCUUUACCAGCGAUUUUAAGGAACACGCCGCAAAGUUUUUUCGAAUCGUUAAUAAAUACACUGGCCAAAAACGCUGGAAUCGCUCAUGAUCGUUUUCAAAACACCAAAGGUCUGACGCCGUUUAUGCCGCAAGGAACCAUGUAUAUGUUAGUAGAAGUGCAGAUGGAAAAAUUCCCGAUGUUCGAGAAUGGGUUACAGUUUGCACAGAAGAUGAUGGAGGAAGAGUCUGUUUUUUGUUUGCCAGGAGAGUGUUUUGCCAUUUCUGGUUUCUUAAGAAUCGUGCUUACAGUUCCAGAAGAUGUUUUGGAAGAAGCUUGCACAAGAAUGGAGGCA